Messenger RNA from Rhizophagus irregularis DAOM 181602=DAOM 197198, 1901 nucleotides. The record is from RefSeq and is a predicted model, not a curated record. NCBI's taxonomy places the organism in Eukaryota, Fungi, Glomeromycota, Glomeromycetes, Glomerales, Glomeraceae.
GAUAUUGACACGUAACCGAAAUACGCGAAUUUAAACUUGCGUUUUCAGUCUUCAGUCUUCUAGAGAAGCUAACGAAGUAUUAUAAUAAAAUGUAUAAAAGAGGAAAUGAGACUCAAGAGAUAAACCAAAAAUACGCUUUGCAGUGUUUUAAUGAAGCAAAAGAUGCUUUAAAGAAUAACGAGCUUGCAAAAGCACAAGAACUACUUACGAAAGUUUGUUAAAUAAUUAUUUUUAUCUUUUGAUUUAUUCUUGUCUAAUUAAUUCGGUUUUAAUUUUUUAACUCAAGGCAAUUAAUUUGGUACCGACUUGUAUCCCAUUCUACGACUAUCGCGCCUCAACGUUGGAAAAACUUGGCCAAUUAGAUGAUGCAUUACGAGACGCGUUGUCCAUGAUUAAAUUGGACAAAACUGCAGUAAAAGCUUAUCUUCGUACUGGCAAAGUUUAUAGAUUACUGAAUCAGGCAGAUAAGGCAAUCAAAAUUUACAAUAUUGGAUUAUCACAUGUUAAAAUCAAAGACCAAUAUUAUAAGUUGCUACAAAAACAGAGUGAAGAAUUACAAAACAAAUUUCUUAAGUCUGAUUCCUCUAAAACAUGUGACAUGAUGCGCUUUCUUCCGCCCGAACUUAGAGAUGAUGUUUUGAAGAGACUUCCGUUUGCAAGUCUUUGCAAAGCUACAGCCGUGUCCAAAACUUGGCGGAAUUAUAUCCUUUCGUCAGAAGUUUUAUGGCGUGAUAUAAAUUUUGAGAGACCACUUCGUAAUACUAAUGCUCUUGAUGACCAGACAAUCCGCGUUUACGCUAAACGAGGUGGAAGACGCCUUAGAAAAUUGAUUUGUGGUGAUUCUCCAAAAGUAACAGAUAAAGCAUUGUUGGCUCUUAGAGAAAUUCCGUGUGACCGCUUACAGUGCAUAAUUCUGUCAGACUCAAAUAUUUCUGAUGAGAACAUAAGAGCGUUUGUCAAGACGAUUGGUUUAAAUUUGAAUACAAUUGAUUUUUCAAAAUCGGACAUCACUAAUAUGACAUUAUCUGUCAUAUUAUCGAGAUGUAGGCACCUGGAAUCUUUAAAUCUAUCGUUCUGUAAUAGUCUAACCACAGAGGCGUUCAAUCCAGCAAUUGUGGAUAAUAAGGCUUCAAAACUGAAUGAUAUCAACUUACAAUGUUGUGACCAAGUAAUGGGAAAUGUGAUCGAUUAUUUUAAUAUCUUAUUUCCGAAGCUUGUUCGACUUGAUUUAGCUGGAAUUAGUGGAUUAACCACCAAGUCUUUGGAUAAUAUGAAAAAUUUUGUAAGUUUGAAAUUCUUACGGAUAAGAGGUGAUUUACCGACGGAAGAAUAUCUUACAUUAGAUGAUGCUUUUGAGACAUUUGCUAGAAAUUGCAUACAUUUAUGCACCUUUAGCUUGAAUGAAUGUCAAAGUUUAACGGACAGUUGUAUCCGAAAACUGGUUCAAUCAUGCAGUAAAUUGAAAGAACUCGACAUUAUGUCGAAUAAUUAUUUGACGGAUGUGACAAUGCAACUUAUUGGAAAUUACUGCAAACAGUUAAGGGUACUAUAUAUUGGAAAAUCUCCAGGAAUUACCGAUGCUGGCGUUAUAAAUGUCAUAAAGUCAGAUUGUGGGCCUUUAUUGGAAGUGAUUGAUUUACGAAGAAAUUCAAACAUUACCGAUGAAACCUUAAAAGAAAUGGGUUCGCAUUGCAGAAGUUUAAGGGAAGUUAACUUCACAUGGUGUAAAAACGUGACUGGAAGUGGUGUUGGAGCUUUGGUCAGACAAUGUGGUAGUACUUUGAAACAUUUGGUCUUGCAAGAAUGUUAUAAUGUUGCCCCUGAUGCGAUAGAAUAUGCAAGAAAGAUUCUUGGAAAAAACGGUAUUGUUAGUUAUGAGUUUCGGGGAAAGUUUUAAUUGU